CUUUUCCACAUUUUGUAGGCUCCACCCUCUGAGUCUGACCCUGGAUCUCCCGGGCUAGCCUCGUCUUCUUCUAGCCCAUCGUCACCCGCACCGGACUUCCACCCAGGCACGCACUGUAACUCCGACGUGGCCAGAAUCAAAGUUCUCGAACUAUAGGCCCCUCCCCUGGGCAGAAUCCAAGUUCUCCAAUAGGUCUGGCAAGCUGGCCAGAAAGAAACCCAGAGGCAGCGCCUGUCGCAGCUGUCCCCUUUGACGUGAGUCAUGGUAGCACCUAUGAAGGGCCAAGUGUGUGUGGUAACUGGUGCCUCCAGGGGAAUUGGCCGGGGCAUUGCCUUACAGCUUUGCCAAGCAGGUGCCACAGUUUACAUUACUGGCCGCCAUCUGGACACCCUUAAAGCUACUGCCCAGGAGGCGCAGUCCCUUGGGGGCCGGUGUGUACCAGUGGUGUGCGAUUCAAGCCAGGAGACUGAGGUGAAAAGCCUGUUUGAGCAAGUCAGUCGGGAACAGCAUGGGCGGCUCGAUGUUCUGGUCAAUAAUGCCUACGCUGGUGUCCAGGCAAUCCUGAACACCAUCAACAAGUCAUUCUGGGAAGUGCCGGCCUCCAUAUGGGAUGACAUAAACAACGUUGGACUCAGAGGCCACUACCUGUGCUCUGUGUAUGGGGCACGGCUGAUGGUACCGGCUGGCAGAGGACUCAUUGUGGUUGUCUCCUCCCCUGGAGGGCUGCAGCACAUGUUCAACGUCCCUUAUGGUGUGGGCAAAGCUGCGUGUGACAGACUGGCUGCUGACUGUGCCCAUGAGCUACGGCGUCAUGGAGUCAGCUACGUAUCUCUGUGGCCAGGGAUGGUGCAAACAGAACUGCUGAAGGAGUUUUUUGCAAAAGAAGAGCAACUUAAGGAUCCUGUGUUUAAGAAGAUGAAACCAGUUUUUUCAUCUGCUGAAAGCACAGAAAUGAGUGGCAAGUGUGUGGUGGCCUUGGCAACAGACCCCAACAUCCUGAACUUGAGUGGGAAAGUGCUGCCCUCCUGCGACCUUGCUCGACGCUAUGGCCUUCAGGAUGUUGACGGCCGCCCUGUCCAAGACUAUUUCUCUUUGGGCUACGUGCUCUCACAUGUCUCCAGCCUGGGAUGGUUGACCUCCUACUUGCCUGGCUUCCUCCGUGUGCCCAAGUGGAUUGUCACCCUCUACUCCAGCAGAUUCUAACCUCCUGACCUGCUCUCCCUGCCCCUCCUGAACCUCUUCUCAUUGAGGCUCAGGUGGGUGAGGCUGCCUCGGGGGAGCAAAGCAGCCUUCCCACACAUCCGUGUCCUCCCUAAGACGAGAAGCUGGCUGGCGGACACCUAAUGAGUUCUGGGGACUCUGGGAGGCUCUCUGUGCCUUGGUUUCCUUGUCGCUGCAUCUUAGUGUCUUGCUUCACUAUUUAAAAGUGCUUAUAGGGGGCUGGAGAGAUGGCUCAGUGGUUAAGAGCACUGGCUGCUCUUCCAAAGGACCUGGGUUCAAUUCCCAGCACCUACAUGGCACCUCACAAUUGUCUGUAACUCCAAGAUCUGACACCCCUACACCAAUGCACAUAAAUGAAAAUUAAAUAAAAUA
This is a messenger RNA of Acomys russatus (golden spiny mouse), 1593 nucleotides long. It is a transcript of the gene Dhrs1, whose product is annotated as dehydrogenase/reductase 1. The record is from RefSeq and is a predicted model, not a curated record. The transcript is spliced from 9 exons. Lineage: Eukaryota; Metazoa; Chordata; Mammalia; Rodentia; Muridae. The coding region runs from base 262 to 1203 and encodes 313 amino acids.